Messenger RNA from Calliphora vicina (urban bluebottle blowfly), 1756 nucleotides. RefSeq names its product pickpocket 23 (gene ppk23). NCBI's taxonomy places the organism in Eukaryota, Metazoa, Arthropoda, Insecta, Diptera, Calliphoridae. The transcript is spliced from 12 exons. Gene Ontology annotation, molecular function: ligand-gated sodium channel activity; protein binding. Gene Ontology annotation, cellular component: plasma membrane. Gene Ontology annotation, biological process: sodium ion transmembrane transport. Bases 12 to 1709 code for a protein of 565 amino acids. The record is from RefSeq and is a predicted model, not a curated record.
CUGCAAAGAAAAUGUCGAAAAGGAGUUUAAAAUUGCGUGAAAUAUUCGAUACUUUGAUAAUUUUUCGGCGCAGUUUGAUUUUUCAAACCAAAGAGUUCUUUCAAAAUUCCACUUUACAUGGAGUGCGUUAUAUUGCGGAGACUGGACGACCAGUGGGGGAAAAGUUUAUGUGGUUCUGUUUCACUUCGAUUGGAGCAGUGACCGCUUUAGUGAUUAUUAUGAGUUUGUGGGAGAAAUUUCAAACUAAUCCCACAAUUACAGGUUUGGACACUGAUUUCCACAAUCAAAAUGUGGUAUUUCCCACCACCGUAGUUUGCCCCGAAAUAGCAUUUGAUCAUGAGAAGGCCUAUACAGUGGCUUAUAAAAAUAUAGCUAACUAUGAUGAAACCUCUGCUGGUUAUAUGGUGCCAUUUUUGGAACUUUUACCCACACUUUCAUUUGAAACACUGAAUGAAGCCUCUUUAAUUGCCAGUUCGGUGGAAAUGAAUAAUAUUCAUGAGAAAACAUUGCGUCAUUGGGCUUAUAUGACCUUCAUCAAAUGUGAGGACGUUUUAAUUGAGUGCAAGUAUCGCGAUGAACCCAUCAAAUGUUGCAGCCAUUUUGAACCGGUCUACACCGAACAUGGUUUCUGUUUUGCUUUCAACAGUCGUUUCAAGUCCUUAGAAGAUGCAGACCAAAAAACCGGACCACCUCAUGAUUUAUAUGAAACGGAUAAAAAAUGGGCUUUAUUUUUUGUACCCAAUAGCACGGUUAAGAUUUUCAUAUUUUCCAACGAAGAGUAUUUUGGUCAAGAUUUUAAUCCUCAGAUUGAGUGGUCCGAAAAUCAAGUAGUUGAAGUUCGUAUUUCAAAGAAGAAUACCUAUACAACAGAUGAUGCUCGACAGUUGUCAAUUGGACAACGCAAAUGCAUUUUCCAUGAUGAAAUCAAAUUGAAAUACUUUCCCGAAGAAUAUACAUUCUCAUCGUGCAUGAAGGAAUGUCGCAUGAAAAAGGCCAUCAAACUUUGCAAAUGUAAUCCACCUUUCUACAAACCCAUACAAAAUGUACCCAUGUGCGGCAUAGAAGAUUUGGAAUGUUUGAAUUUAUAUAAAAAUAAUAUAACCAACAUUAAGGAUUGUCUGCAAUGCGAAUUAAGCUGUUCGAAAACUGUGUUCAACAUAGAGAAAUUAAUUAAAAACAUUGAACGUCCCGAGGCCCCUGGUGUUUUGGUGGAAUUUCUAACAUGGCCAAUUAUACGCUACAAACGUGAGGUAUUGUUUGGUUGGGUAGAUCUACUGGUAUCCUUUGGUGGCAUAGCCAGUUUAUUCUUGGGUUUCUCACUGCUAUCAGGCGUAGAGAUUAUUUACUACUUCACUUUGAGAGCCUGCUGUAUGGUGUAUAAAAAUCGGCAACAAUUAUAUGAAAUUGAAGAGCGUAUUAAAAAUGAACCACCUCCUCCCAUUAAUAUGACAUUAAAAAUUCAAAGCUAUGCAACGCCCAGGCCAACUGUCAAUGAGGAGAAAUUACCCAUCGCUAGUGAUGCAACGAUUGCAGCGAUAAAUCGUUUUAGUGAUAAUCCUCCGGAAUAUAAUGAGCUGGGUGGCAGGAGACGUAAGGCAGAGAAGGAUUAUACUAACUAUUCAAAGUCUUUGUAUAAGACCCCAAAAGUUUUACCCAGCUAUGAGGACAGUCUUAAUCCUAAAUGGCAGUAUGGUCAAUAUUUACCUUAAGUUUUUAAGAAAACUAAAGUAAUUGAUUAAAAAUAUCAAACAAAUUU